UCCAAUUAGAAAUGAGAUGCAACGCAUCUUGCAGUCCAUGCACGCCUCCUCUUGCAAAUCGGAACCAUUCCUCAGUGACAACCUUUAAAUCCUAAAAUCCAAGAAAACAAAGGAAGCACAUUAUCAUGGACCUAAGGGAUUUUUACCUGUUGGCUGCUCUUAUUGCCUGUUUAAGGCUGGAUUCUGCAAUUGCUCAAGAACUUAUAUACACCAUUAAAGAGGAACUGCCUGAAAAUGUUCCAAUAGGAAAUAUACCAAAGGAUCUGAAUAUAUCUCACUUUAAUUCUGCAACAGGGACCAGUACCAGCUUAGUGUACAGACUGGUUUCCAAAGCUGGUGAUUCUCCUUUGGUAAAAGUAUCCAGUAGCACAGGGGAAAUCUUUACAACCUCCACAAGGAUUGAUAGAGAAAAACUAUGUGCAGGAUCUUCUUACACGGAUGAAAAUGAAUGUUUCUUUGAACUUGAAGUAGUCAUUCUCCCCAAUGAUUUUUUCAGGCUUAUAAAGAUAAAGAUAAUUGUCAAGGAUACCAAUGAUAAUGCACCUAUGUUUCCAUCAACGGUGAUCAAUAUCUCUAUACCAGAGAACACUCUGAUAAACAGCCGUUUUCCAAUUCCAUCAGCUGUAGAUCCUGAUACAGGCAACAAUGGUGUACAACACUAUGAGCUCUUAAAUGGACAAAGUGUUUUUGGGUUGGAUAUUGUUGAAACGCCAGAGGGAGAAAAGUGGCCUCAACUUAUAGUUCAACAAAAUCUGGACAGGGAGCAAAAAGACACAUAUGUAAUGAAAAUAAAGGUAGAAGACGGAGGAGAGCCUCAGAAAUCCAGCACUGCCAUCCUUCAAGUUACCGUAAGUGAUGUAAAUGAUAACAAGCCAGUAUUUAAAGAAAGUCAAGUUGAAGUCCAUAUUCCAGAAAAUGCUCCCACAGGGACUUCAGUAAUUCAGUUACACGCAACAGAUGCCGACAUAGGCAGCAAUGCUGAAAUUAAAUAUAUUUAUGGUGCCCAAGUGACUUUUGCCACCAAAAGGCUUUUUGCAUUGAAUAACACUACAGGAUUAAUUACUGUUCAGAGACCACUGGACAGAGAAGAAACUGCGGUUCACAAGUUAACUGUUUUGGCCACUGAUGGCAGCUCUACCCCUGCAAGGGCAUCUGUUACAAUUAACGUGACUGAUGUUAAUGAUAACCCUCCUAACAUCGAUCUCAGGUACAUUAUAAGUCCAAUUAAUGGCACAGUACACUUAUCAGAGAAAGAUCCCACCAACACAAAAAUUGCCCUUAUUACUGUCUCAGAUAAAGACACUGAUGUAAACAGCAAAGUAAUUUGCUUCAUAGAAAAAGAAGUACCUUUUCAUUUAAAGGCUGUUUAUGACAACCAGUAUUUGCUUGAAACUUCUUCAUUGUUGGACUACGAGGGCACCAAAGAUUUCAGUUUUAAAAUUGUUGCAGCUGAUACUGGGAAGCCAAGCCUCAACCAGACUGCCUUGGUAAGAGUGGAAUUGGAGGAUGAGAAUGACAACCCUCCAAUAUUUACCCAGCCUGUAAUUGAGCUUUCAGUUUCUGAAAAUAAUCGCAGAGGUCUAUAUUUAACUACUAUCAGUGCCACAGAUGAAGACAGUGGUAAAAAUUCAGACAUUGUUUAUCAACUUGGCCCUAACGCCUCAUUUUUUGAUCUGGAUAGGAAAACUGGAGUGUUGACAGCGUCUAGAGUUUUUGACAGAGAAGAGCAAGAACGUUUCAUUUUCACAGUGACAGCUAGAGAUAAUGGAACACCCCCACUGCAAAGCCAAGCAGCUGUUAUCGUAACUGUCCUGGACGAGAAUGACAACAGCCCUAAAUUUACACACAAUCAUUUUCAAUUCUUUGUAUCAGAGAAUUUACCCAAGUAUAGUACUGUGGGGGUCAUCACAGCCACAGACUCUGAUGCAGGGGAAAAUAAAGCUGUGACACUUUCCAUAAUGAAUGACAAUGACAACUUUGUACUUGAUCCAUACUCCGGGCUUAUAAAGUCCAAUGUAUCCUUUGACAGAGAACAACAGAGUUCCUACACGUUUGAUGUUAAAGCAGUGGAUGGGGGGUUGCCUCCUCGUUCUUCAACAGCAAAAGUAACCAUCAAUAUCAUGGAUGCCAAUGACAAUAGUCCAGUAGUAAUAUAUCCACCAUCCAACACAUCCUUUAAACUGGUGCCGCUCUCAGCAAUACCAGGAUCUGUGGUUGCAGAGGUCUUUGCUGUGGACAUUGACACUGGAAUGAAUGCUGAAUUGAAAUAUACCAUUGUCAGUGGAAAUAAUAAAGGAUUAUUUCGGAUAGAUCCUGUAACUGGCAACAUAACUCUUGAGGAAAAACCAACUGCAACAGAUAUGGGUCUGCAUCGUUUAGUGGUCAAUAUAAGUGACUUAGGGUACCCCAAACCCCUGCACACUCUAGUGCUAGUGUUUUUAUAUGUGAAUGAGACUGCAGGGAAUGCCUCCUAUAUUUAUGACUUGAUCCGCAGGACUAUGGAAACCCCUUUAGACAGGAACAUUGGGGACAGUAGUCAGCCGUACCAGAAUGAGGAUUAUCUCACCAUUAUGAUUGCUAUAGUGGCAGGUGCUAUGGUUGUAAUAGUAGUUAUUUUUGUUACAGUUCUUGUCAGAUGUCGCCACGCAUCAAGGUUUAAAGCUGCACAAAGGAGCAAACAAGGGGCAGAGUGGAUGUCACCAAACCAGGAGAAUAAGCAAAAUAAGAAAAAGAAAAGGAAGAAAAGAAAGUCUCCAAAAAGUUCCCUGUUAAACUUUGUUACCAUUGAGGAGUCUAAACCAGAGGACACAGUUCAUGAACCUAUCAACGGGACAAUAAGUCUUCCAGCUGAGCUGGAGGAACAAGGAAUAGGACGUUUUGAUUGGGGCACCACCCCCCAAACCACCUUCAAACCCAACAGCCCUGAUCUAGCUAAGCAUUACAAAUCUGCCUCUCCACAGUCUGCUUUUCAUCUUAAAGCAGACACACCUGUGUCAGUGAAAAAGCAUCAUGUGAUUCAGGAACUCCCACUGGACAACACCUUUGUUGGGGGUUGUGACACCCUCUCCAAACGAUCUUCCACUAGUUCAGACCACUUCAGUGCCUCAGAGUGCAGCUCCCAGGGAGGCUUCAAGACAAAAGGUCCUUUACACACCAGACAGGCUUGUGGAGUCUUAUCCCUGUCCUUCAAUGAGCACAAAUACAGCUGUGGGAGCUAUUCCUGUCAUCAAAUUCGCACUAAUACAGUAGUAUGAAUUGUGCACAUGCAUUUUCUGCAAAUUUAAAUUUAAUGUUUUUUUUUUUUUUUUUGGUUCAACAAAAUAAAAAUGCUGAAUUUUAUUUCUUUGAAAUCCAGAAAAAAAAAUCAUUUGGGCUUUUCCUGUUCAAUUUAUUUAUUUUUGGGCUGGGAGGGAAGAUGCAAUAGUAUUUGUUUAACAUGAAAAUAUUUCUGUGACCAAUAUAACAUGAUCUUUUGUCGUUCACAAAUCUGAUGUGUAUGAGUAAAUUCAAAAUUUAGUAAAACAAGAAUUAAAAAAAAUAUAUAUAUACUUUGGACCUGAUGUGUUAUACUGGAGUACCGCAAACAUGACAAUAUUUAAUUAAAAAAAACUGUAAAUAAAUAUAUAAAACCA
This is a messenger RNA of Bombina bombina (fire-bellied toad), 3632 nucleotides long. It is a transcript of the gene PCDH9, whose product is annotated as protocadherin 9. Gene Ontology annotation, cellular component: plasma membrane. The transcript has 2 exons. Gene Ontology annotation, molecular function: calcium ion binding. Lineage: Eukaryota; Metazoa; Chordata; Amphibia; Anura; Bombinatoridae. The coding region runs from base 126 to 3254 and encodes 1042 amino acids. The record is from RefSeq and is a predicted model, not a curated record. Gene Ontology annotation, biological process: homophilic cell-cell adhesion.